Molecule: messenger RNA, 431 nt
Organism: Paramecium primaurelia
Lineage: Eukaryota; Ciliophora; Oligohymenophorea; Peniculida; Parameciidae
Source: the annotation of a GenBank genome assembly
AUGUAAAAUAAUCCUGUGUUGUAAAGAUUUCUAUAGAACAAUCCAUUCAUUGAAGGAAUUGUAUUAAUGGAUAAAGAAGGAAUAGAGUAAGAAAUAUAGAGAAACUUAGAAUUAUAGCCGCAUUCUAAAAUGAAAAUAACAAAUUAAGAACAGGAGCAUAAUCAUUAAUGUAUGUAGUGGCUAUUUAAUAAUGCAAUGAAAAUUUAAGAAAACUUUCUGAUUCUGAAACAAAACAAAUUACAUUAGUUUAUGAGUAUUGAAUGGUAUGUAAAUUUAGUGAAUGGAUUAUCUAUUUCGAAAUUUGGACACAUUCAAUUUUGAUAUUUUAUUGUAAUGUUAAAGCUAAUAUUGUGUCAUUAAAAUAACUUGGGCAGGAUCUAAAACGCAUACUUUACCCUUAUAAUGAUCUAUUAGAAAAAUAGUAAAAAUGA